GAAAACAUAUAAAACAAAUAUAAAACAAUUAAAAAAUUCAAUUAUGGCACUAUCAUUUUGCUACGCACCACCAAUAUCAACGCAAUACAUAUUUGAUGAUCAGGAUGAGCCAACGACGGUUCAAAAAGUCAGGGAGGCUUGUCAGCACAUUAGUCUUGCUCGAGGAUGUCAGAUCAACUUGGUAACAAAUACCAAAAUAAAAGCAUCCAUGCCACUUCUCGAUACACCUGGCUUUGGUUACAACAUAUCGAUGACAGGUGGAGUACAAGAUGCCCUUUUGAAGGCUCGCGGCGAUUUACUUAACCAAUCCUCGUUAAAGGUGAGGAAUAUACACCACAAUAUAUUCGUGUGCUCAAAAUUGAUAACACCCUUAUGAUAGAUAAAAAUGACACUUCAGAUCUCACUUGUCAGUGACAUUUCAGCCGAUCUUUUCACAGAUCUUGUCAACUUGCUAAAUGUCAAGAUCAAUGUCAUUCCUCCAAAACAACGCCACUCUUCACUGUUAUCGGACAAUCCGACACGAAUUGAAAUGAUUGGGCUACCUCAACAAGUAGAAGAGUGUCGUGUACGUGUGCUUGUCUUGUUAGAUGAAAAGAAAAACAACCUAAAGACAGAUGUAGUGGAAUUACCCUUAAAGCUACAUUAUUUGAUAUGUGGUAGAAAGCGCUGUGGUCUAUUACCCAUCAUCGAAGAGACAUCCACCAAUAUAUAUUUCCCUUCACCUUUCCUCCAACGACCUUCUUCUGAGGAUGAUGACUAUAAAGCCAAGAUUUACAUCACAGGCGAAAAGUCAAGUCAGGUUGCACGAGUGAAGGAUAUGCUGAAUAAACUCGCAGUUCAAAAGGCCAAAUCCAUGUAUCACAAGGAUACAGAUUUGUCUUCGAGGAAAAUAGACUGGCUUUUAUUACAUCGUCGUGAUGACUUACGUAAAAUAAUGCACGACAAUGGUGCCUACAUCCUCUUUCCUCCUCUCGGCUCCGGCAAGACCAAGAUCACAGUCUAUGCAGAAAAUCGAGUGAACGCCGAACGUACGCUCCGUUCACUCAACCUGCAAGCCUGUAGUAUCUACGAGGCCUCGUUUUACUUUAACCAUACUGAAGACACAGAGUCUCUCGAAAAUCGUGCAUCCUUCUUCAACUCGCCUCUUCACUUAGCCACCUUUGUAUCUGAUCUUUCGCGCAUCUCUGGCUCCGAAGUGCUCUACAGGGCCGAACAGAGUUGCAUCGAGGUCUUGGGCUCUGAAAGAGCCAUUCGCAACGUGUAUCAGCGUCUUCAAGAGAUGCAAUUCCUUCAAAUUUUCCAUCAUCAAACAAUCUUCCGAGUUGAAUCAUCCAAUGACCACCGUGACUUCAUUUCGGGCAAGAAGAACGGCAAAAUCAACAAGAUCAUGCGCACUUCAGGCGCCAAAAUCAAGUUUUCAUCAUCCAUCAACGACUACAAUUUUGUGAUCGAGGUUGAGAGCACCAGUUUCACCAAGGCUCUUGACGGACUCACCUUGCUCCAGGAAGAACUCCCUGCCGAAAUUUCAUUUUAUGUUCCAGAAUCUUAUCAUAAGCGAAUCAUUGGCGUUGGCGGGAAAAACAUUCAACGGAUUAUGAAACGGUAUGGCGUGUUUGUCAAAUUUUCAAACACCGAAGAAUUUGCCGCCCUAGGUGGAUACUACAACAAUGAGGACAACGUGGUUGCAAGAACACCAAUGAAGAACCAGAUCAAUUUGGAUAAUCUCAGGCACGCUGUCAUGGAACUAGUGCAGCCCAAGGACAGAAGCUAUGUGAACAAGCAUGUCAAGGUGCCCUUUACAUUACAUCGUGAGCUGAUCCACAAGUAUCAGGCAGACUAUAUCUCGGAAGACAUUGGCAAAAAGACAAACACACGCGUGCUCUGGCCAGAUAACGAGUUGGGUUGCAACUAUGUCACCCUUCUGGGCCCCGAAGCUCAUAUUCCCACUGCAUGCUCUAUGCUCGAAAGCAUUGUACCCGAAAUCUAUCACCUCUACGUACCCCGCUCAUUCCCAAGCUUGAUUUCCUCUGAUGCAUUUCAGGAAAAGGUCGUUUCCGAUUUUCUCCAGAAAUACCAGAUUAAAGUAGAUACGUUACCCUAUGCGAAUGAGGAUGGUGUCAUCCGGCUGCACCUCAAGCUCAAUCAAAUAGAAACAGACUUGCCAGACGCUCUUAGUGUGCUUGUUGAACAUUUGAAAGAACAUGAUAUUACCUUGAACGAAGACGACAAGACAAUGCCUACCAUGGAUCUUUCGUAUAUCUUAUCUUCUACUAAUGUGCUCGAUAACCCUUUACCUUGGACCCCUGUCACUCAGGAUAUCGACGGCCCCAUACCUUCAGCUUCGACCUCUGCUCAGUCCUCGAGUGGCUCUAUGCCUGAUAACAGUAAUCUUCGAUCCAUUUUCAAUUCCCUGCCUUUAGAUGAACCUGUCGUUCCCGGAUACACUGGAUUAACUCCCGGUGGUGGAAUUUGGACUCCUUCAAGAUUUUAAUAUAUACAAUUUUAUACAUACUCUCUCUUUCUCUCGUA
This is a messenger RNA of Rhizopus microsporus ATCC 52813, 2529 nucleotides long. RefSeq lists its product as uncharacterized. The transcript has 4 exons. Gene Ontology annotation, cellular component: nucleus; cytoplasm. NCBI's taxonomy places the organism in Eukaryota, Fungi, Mucoromycota, Mucoromycetes, Mucorales, Rhizopodaceae. Bases 386 to 2491 code for a protein of 701 amino acids. Gene Ontology annotation, molecular function: mRNA binding. The record is from RefSeq and is a predicted model, not a curated record. Gene Ontology annotation, biological process: nuclear division.